Molecule: messenger RNA, 342 nt
Organism: Cannabis sativa
Lineage: Eukaryota; Viridiplantae; Streptophyta; Magnoliopsida; Rosales; Cannabaceae
Exons: 2
Coding region: 1-342 (113 amino acids)
Biological process (GO): cytoplasmic translation; ribosomal small subunit assembly
Cellular component (GO): 90S preribosome; cytosolic small ribosomal subunit
Molecular function (GO): structural constituent of ribosome
Source: RefSeq, a predicted model, not a curated record
AUGAAAAGGCAUACUCCUAGUAAGCUCCAGCUCGCUGCCAAGGUUAUUGUUGCUAUUGAGAACUCCCAGGACAUGAUUGUCCAGUCUGCAAGGCCUUAUGGUCAGAGAGCGGUUCUUAAGUUUCCUCAGUACACUAGUGCUCAUGCCAUUGCUAGAAGACUUAUGAAUGAACUAAGUUGUUCAUGUUCAAGAAGAAGCCAACGUGAUGGUGACCUAAACCCAAAAACUGGGAAUGAGGAACCCAACACAAAUGCUGGCGGUUCUACGCCUGUGAGUGAGGGUGCCUAUGACCCCACAAGAUACAUAUCGUUGGUCGACUUGGAAAAUCUUCAACUCCGGUGA